Molecule: messenger RNA, 534 nt
Organism: Marasmius oreades (fairy-ring Marasmius)
Lineage: Eukaryota; Fungi; Basidiomycota; Agaricomycetes; Agaricales; Marasmiaceae
Exons: 5
Coding region: 1-534 (177 amino acids)
Biological process (GO): mitotic spindle organization
Cellular component (GO): dynactin complex
Molecular function (GO): dynein complex binding
Source: RefSeq, a predicted model, not a curated record
AUGGCCCCAAUUCGAGAUAAAUUCACCAUUCAUUCAAAAGCUGUGGUCUGCCAGGAUGUUGAACUGAAAGGAGACAUUACUAUCGGAGCUGGAACCAUAGUACAUCCGAAGGCUACCAUAUUCGCAAUUGCUGGUCCUAUUGUCAUUGGCUCCGGUUGUAUCAUCGAGGAAAGUGCAAUCGUUGUCAACCGUCGGAAAGAAGUCAUGCGAAUUGGAGACGACAAUCUAUUCGAGAUCGGAUGUCGCGUUGAAUCCCCAUCUAUUGGAUCUUUCAACACCAUUUCUGUUCGAGCACGAAUCCACCACACUGUCCGAAUAUCGUCGUUCUGUGUCAUUGGCGCAGGAUGCAUGUUGAUACCUCAAGAGGAUGAGACACUAGACGAUUAUACCGUUGUUUAUGGUCCAGAGGCUGAACGUAGAACGUGGAGUGGCAAAGGAAAGAUACAGGAAGCUGACUUGCGACGCAAACACGCCGAGUAUCUGAGAGAAAUGUUACCCAAGUUUAAUCGACUUCGACGGGGCGAUGGAGCUUGA